Messenger RNA from Scheffersomyces stipitis CBS 6054, 1323 nucleotides. RefSeq names its product Erd1p (gene ERD1). Lineage: Eukaryota; Fungi; Ascomycota; Pichiomycetes; Serinales; Debaryomycetaceae. Bases 1 to 1323 code for a protein of 440 amino acids. The record is from RefSeq and is a predicted model, not a curated record. Gene Ontology annotation, cellular component: membrane; cytoplasm. The transcript has a single exon.
AUGGACCAAAACCAAAAAAAAUCCGACGAGAUUCUCUUCGAUGACUUGGUGCCGCUUCCAUUCCGAAUCCUUUUUCUCGUCCAACUCGGAGUUUUUUUCUGGUACUACCUAGUCUAUUCGUGUUACAACUUGAGGAAGUUAAACAUUUUGCACCUAAUCAAGUUGUCAUAUUCAGCACAUGACUACUCACAACUCGAUGACCACUACAUACCCAAUGGAGAGUUUGCUACGACUCUCGUUCCGGAUUUCAAUUCCAACCUCAUUCUAGCCAAUGGAAUUUGGGCUAACCUUCGACCUGUGACUAUCGUCAAUGUUAUAGGUUGGGCUGUGUUUAAGAUUAUUCAACGUAAAGUGAGUCUGAACGACGAUGUUUCGCCAGCCAUUUUUAUUCCGUUGUCCUAUGUGAUCCCGUUAGCAUUAUUUUUUCAUUUGUUCUAUAGAUUGUUCUACAAAUCCAAAGUGCAAAAUUCUAUGGGACAGUACAGAGCAUUUACCACCAUGAAAAGAAUCUUGUUGGGUAAGAUAAACUCUAGCACAAUGAGAACUAACGAUAUUUUGAUAUCAGAUAGUUUGGUCUCCUACAGCAAGGUAUUGAAUGACUUCGGCUUGUACCUUUGGAACUACUACUACGCCAGAGACAUACCAUACAGUGUCGAGUUAGAAUUCAUUUUACUAUGUAUACCGACAUUUAUUCGCAUGAAGCAAUGUUAUUCUGAAUACAGAAGCACCGCAAACAGACAGCACUUAUUCAAUUUCAUCAAGUAUUCUACAACCUUGGGUCCAUUAUUCGUAAACCUGUUGAUCAAAUCUAUUAUCACUUCGCCAGGAAAGGAUCUUAAUGAACCUGCAUUCUUGGACAAAUUGCAGUCCUUGAACAGGUGGUGGUACUUGCUUUCGUUUGUAAACUCAACGUAUUCGUUUAUUUGGGAUGUGAAGAUGGACUGGGGGCUUAAGAUGUUUGAUUUUCUCUUCGAAUCCAAAACUUACUACUUCAAAAUGGUUCUCUUGAGACCUAAAUUAGCAUUUGAGCCCGUUGUCUAUUUCGCUGUCAUCUUGUUUGACUUCAUAGUGAGGUUUGUCUGGAUUCUCAAAGUUUUCAUUGUUAAAGAAGGACAGGACCAAGUCAAAUGGACGACGUUGCAUAUGUUGUCAACCUUUUUAUUCGGUUACGAUGCAUUUUCGUUUGGGUACACCGUGAUUGAAUUCCUUGAGAUCCUCCGUAGAUGGGCCUGGUGUUUCAUCAAACUCGACUCAGACUGGGCCACGCUUGAACAAGCUACCGGUAACGAUAUUGAGUUGGUCAAUACCUCAAAAUUGGGCUAA